GUGUGCCCGCUCCCCCCCGCUCUCCCUCCCGGUGCAGGAGCCGUGGUGCCGUCGGGCUUGGCCGCUGCUCAGGCUGUGUGGGAGCGUAAUGGCGGCGCACCGGGGACCCUCCACGAAAUGGCUCUUCACCCGGGAGCAGCUCGACAACACGCCGUCCCGCCGCUGUGGGAUCGAGGCGGACCGGGAGCUCUCGUACCGCCAGCAGGCCGCCAACCUCAUCCAGGACAUCGGCCAGAGACUCAACGUCUCCCAACUAAUCAUCAACACUGCUAUAGUAUAUAUGCAUAGGUUUUAUAUGAUCCAUUCUUUCACCAAAUUCCAUAGAAACAUCAUUUCCCAAACUACGUUAUUCCUUGCAGCAAAAGUAGAAGAACAGCCCCGGAAGCUGGAACAUGUUAUUAAAAUAGCACAUGCCUACAUUUACCCCCAAGAGCCUCCCAUAGACGUAAAGAGCAAUGCAUUCCAACAACAGGCACAAGAAUUGGUGGCACUGGAAACCAUAGUGCUACAGACACUGGGUUUUGAAAUUACUGUAGAUCAUCCUCACACAGAUGUGGUGAGGUGUACCCAGCUAGUUCGAGCAAGCAAGGAUUUGGCUCAGACUUCCUAUUUCAUGGCUACCAACAGUUUGCACCUGACCACGUUCUGCCUGCAGUACCGUCCCACCAUCGUCGCUUGCGUCUGCAUCCACCUGGCCUGUAAAUGGUCCAACUGGGAGAUCCCCGUGUCCACCGACGGGAAGCACUGGUGGGAAUAUGUGGACCGGAACGUCAACCUGCAACUGCUGGACGAUCUCACUCAUGAAUUCCUUCAGAUCCUGGAGAGGACGCCCAGUAAACUGAAGAGGAUACGAAACUGGAGGGCGUUUCAAAACUCCAAGAAGCCAAAGACCGAUGGACAGUCCGUGGACAGUGCCUCUUCCUUAGACAGCCUCUCCAGCUCUUUCUUCCCUUCCACCUCGGACGCAGAUCUUCCCUCCCUGAACUCUUUAACCGGCCCCUUCGCCUCGUACCAGCCCAUGAGCGGGGAGGCGGCCAAGGCUUGCGGGUACGAUCAGUUCCCGCAGCAGCUCCACUCGGACUUCUCGUUGCUCAAAUCUGAAAAAUCAUCGAAGCACCAACAAUUAGCACCGAACGGAACGACUUUCUCCAGACCGCAGAAGGUGUUGACGCUGGAGAAAUACAGAGAAAAGCACGCGCCGGAGCUAAACGGAUUAAAGACUGAAACCGAAAUGUACCCCGCCUUAUCGCCUAUAGCAACGUCGCACCAUCACCACCACAAGAAACGCUCGCAGGCGCACCCCAGUGGCCAAUCAGGAGAGAGCAGGCGGGAGAAAUCGAGCUCCAAAAAGCCCAAAAUCGCCCAUAACUUCGCCGAAAAUGGCUCAGCGUCGAACGAAGAGCUCAAAAUGCGAAUUAAAGUCUCGUCGGAUUCGAAGGAGAAACACAAGGAUCACCAUCGGCAUUCGAAACACUCGCACCAACAGUACGCCGUGAACGGGAGAGGCGCCAUGGACACGUUAAUAAGACCGCAGGGGGGCGAAGUUGGUGCGGUUUCGUCGUCGAGGAAGAGGGCCCACGCCGACGCCGGGAACCACAACAACCACCACCACGCGUCGAAAAGCAGCAGGAGUUCGAAAGCGUCGAUGAAUUCGCAUUUCGGCGACGCGAAUCACGGACAUGACGGAACCAACGGACUGGUGCCCCCUAAUGGCCAACACACGGAUUACAAAAACACUUUCGAUAUGCUGGACUCUCUACUAAGUGCCCAAGGAAUGAACUUAUAACUCACACAGAAGCGCAGUGUUGAAGCUGCACUGCGUAACUUUACUGGCGGAGGGUCCGUCGAACGCUCGUCUCCAUGGAGAUCUUACUGCUUCGCCUGGAAUGUCCCAGAGUGUGACAUUAACCAGCUCGACUUUACGUUUAUUCAAUUACAGCUGGUUUUAAAGCUCAAAAGUACGUAGAAAAACAGGAAUUCUGACUGAGUGGGGUCGCCUCGCCGCAGAUCUGACGUGUAACUUGGUCUCCGUGAAGAUAGAAAGGUUUAAAGCCGCACUGUGAAACAUUCCAAUCUUCACGGAGACCAAGUUACAGCUCAGAUCUGCGGCGUUUUUUGGGGUUUUUUCGCUCUAAUGCCACCUGUAAUUGAAUAAACGUAAACUUUGAGCUGUUUAAUGCCACACUGCGGAACAUUCCAGACCACGCCACAACAUCUCCACGGAGAAAACAGUUUCACGGACCCUCCACCGGCAAAGCCACGCGGUGCACCUUUAAGAUUUUAAGGUAUUAUUAUUGAUUUAUAGAAUUAAAGAUUUUAUUUGUCUUAAGUUAUCUUGAGUUUCGCGUCAAGUUUAAAAAGGUGAUUCUCGUAAAAAGCUGUCAGUACGUUUAUGCAUAGAGCUGUGUAUUACUACUAGCUUGCAACAACACAAAACUUUAAAAAAAAAUAAAAAUACGACUUGAGGAAAACGUAAAAAUUGGCGACUUGAAGCUGUUUCGACGACGAUUUUUCGAUUUUAACGUGCAUGUUUUGAAAGGGAUGUCGUAGCUAAGAGUAUCACAGCACAGAGUUUACAAGGCAGUGUCUGUAUGUUUUUUGUACAAGUUGUUCCACUAAAAUCUCAGGUCUUGAACUUUUUUAAUUAUGAAGAAGAAUCCUCCUUCUUUGGGUUGGUUUUACCCGUCAUCAUUGCGCGCAGUUGUACUUUAAAGGCGCUUCGUAGGAGCUUUUCUGGGUGGAGAAAUGCGUCAAAUGCUUUUUUUUUGUUUGUUUUUCUUCAUGGAGAUGUUAUUGCGUCGUCUGGAAUGUUUCACAGUGUAGCAUUAAACCUUUUGUAUCUUCACGGAGAAUAGCACUUAAAAUGUUUGUAAAGAAAAACUCCCGCACACUGUCGCACUCUUGAUUUUUCUUUCAUUCGUACGACGUUUUGGUCCCUGAGGAACCGAAACGUCGUACCAACAAAAGAAAAAUCAAGAGUGAAACAGUGUGCGGGAGUUUUUCUUUACAAAUAUCUUCACGGAGACCAAACCGGACCAAGUUACGGGUCAGAUCUACGGCAAAAGUGAGCCUAAACAUGGCAUAAUUUUGCGUUUAUUCAGUUAUGUGUGUCAUUUAUUGAUCAGAAAUACCUUGAAAAACCUUCUUUCUCCACAGAUCUGACCUGUAACUUGGCCUGGGGGGGUUGGGAUCUUCAUACAGACCAAACCAGACCAAGUUACGGGUCAGAUCUGCGGAGAGGCGACGCCGCUCACAGUCAGAAUAACCGUUUUUCUAGGUAUUUUUGAGCUAUAAAACCACCUGUAAUUGAAUAAACGUGAAUUAGAGCUGUUUAAAGUCACACUGCGGAACAUUCCAGGCAGACAAAUAACGUCUCCAUGGAAACACGCAGGUGACGGACUGGACCCUCUACCAGAAACGUUACAUAAUCUACACCGUUUAACUUCUAAGGCGGAGGGUCUUCAUGGAGAUGUUAUUUCUUCUACUUCUUUACCUGGAAUGUCCCAAAGUAGGGCAUUAAACUUCUCUACAUUAUUUAUUCAAUUGCUGCGGUUUUAUAGCUCAAAAAUAGCGUAAAAAAACCCCACAUUCUUACCAUGUUUAGGCUCGCUUUUCCGUAGAUCUGACCAUUAACUUGUCUCCUUUGUGAUGGAUAGAAAGAUUUAAUGCCACACUGUGAAACUUUCCAGACAAAGCAAAAAAAAAAAAACGUUCGACGGAUUCUCCACCUGAAAAGCUCCACGGCGAACCUUUAAAACGCCUGCCAUGGAAACAGAAACGGUCUGCUUCGUUUAAAUCCACAGGCAAUACGAGACGAGCGAGUAUUGCGAGUACCAAGGCUGCAGACGAUAUAUAGAUACUACAACAACAAAAAAAAGUGCUUUUAAAAAUUCUUGGCUGGAAUCGCAACUAUAAAAGGCCUUGUAAGAAUCGUAUUUUGUCGAUUGCUACUCAAUAUAAUAAUAAAUGUUACAGAAAAAAGUCUCAAAAAUAAUAUAAGAUGUAAAUAAGACUAGUUCAGUGUAUCAUGCAGCAGACUGUGUUGAUGAUUUGUGUAUUGGGAGCCCAAAUAAAGGUGUCAAAGUAAUUCUUCAAAAUCACAA
Molecule: messenger RNA, 4103 nt
Organism: Boleophthalmus pectinirostris (great blue-spotted mudskipper)
Lineage: Eukaryota; Metazoa; Chordata; Actinopteri; Gobiiformes; Gobiidae
Gene: ccnt2b
Product: cyclin T2b
Exons: 9
Coding region: 89-1786 (565 amino acids)
Biological process (GO): regulation of transcription by RNA polymerase II; positive regulation of DNA-templated transcription, elongation
Cellular component (GO): nucleus; cyclin/CDK positive transcription elongation factor complex
Molecular function (GO): cyclin-dependent protein serine/threonine kinase activator activity
Source: RefSeq, a predicted model, not a curated record